GAUUCAGGUGAGGUCAACUCUCCAGGACAUCAAGUCCUCAGCAGCAGCAAAGAUCUUCAGUCUGAAAACACAGUUCUAUCCAAGUUUCCUUCCAGAGAAGAUGUGUCUCUGGGAGUUCUGACCCGUCGCUUCCUGGAUUUGUUCCUGAAGGCACCGGACGGCUCGCUGGACCUCCGACAUGCGACCACGAGCCUGAGAACCCGUCGGCGGAGAGUCUAUGACAUCACCAACGUGCUGCAGGGCAUCAAUCUGAUCGAUAAGCAGUCAACCAACAGAAUGAAGUGGAUAGGAGCCUGUCCCAUCUCCAGCUUUCUGGAUCAGAACCAGAUCCAAGAAGACAUGGACAACCUGAAGGUGGUGGAAGAAACUCUGGACUGUCUGAUCCAGACCAGUGACCAACAGUUGUUUGAUAUGACCAAUGACCGGAACAACUCUAUAUUAGCGUAUGUGACCCUUGAGGAUUUCAGUCGGCUCGAAACCUUUCAGGAGCAGACGUUGGUUCUGGUGAAAGCUCCAGAGGACACCAGGCUGGAGGUUCAUACUCCUAAAGAGAAAAGCAUCCAGGUCCAUCUAAAGGGGGUCACGGGGCCAAUCACAGUGAUGACCUUUGACAUAAAGACCACACAAGAAACCAGCGAGCAGAGAAACAACUGCUUCUUAACACUAGACGAGAGCCGGAUAAAUACGACUGAGCUUCACACAGGUUCAUGUGGAACAUCAACAUGACCACUAGGGGGAGCCAGUGGUCCUUGUGGUUCUGCAGAGGAAGGUUUGUUGGGGUCCUCUGGUCCAACAGAUCAGAUCUGCUUCAAGAUGGAAAAACUUUGAUCAGACUGAAAAACUGGAUCAUUUUCAUUCCUUCUGAUUCAGAUUGAGACCUGAACUCUGAGGGUCAAAGUCUCAUCUUUACUGUAAAACAUUUUGGUUUUAUAUAUGUAUUUUUUUCUGAAUAAAAGAAUAUUUACAUUUGUAACUUUCUUAAUAAACAGUUAAAUAAGA
Molecule: messenger RNA, 999 nt
Organism: Austrofundulus limnaeus
Lineage: Eukaryota; Metazoa; Chordata; Actinopteri; Cyprinodontiformes; Rivulidae
Gene: e2f6
Product: E2F transcription factor 6
Biological process (GO): regulation of transcription by RNA polymerase II
Cellular component (GO): RNA polymerase II transcription regulator complex
Molecular function (GO): RNA polymerase II cis-regulatory region sequence-specific DNA binding; protein dimerization activity; DNA-binding transcription factor activity, RNA polymerase II-specific
Source: RefSeq, a predicted model, not a curated record